UACGAACUCACCUCCACACCUCGCGCACCCCGCCGCCACACUACGCCUGGGAUCCGCCCGUUGAAUUACCCACCCGCUUUGGAGUCCCGGAUGAGCUCGAAUGCCUUACCCGGUCGGCUGCGGCCCCUCUUGCCUCCUCUCCAGUGCCACCAACGGAGUCAUAUCAUGUCCCCCUCCUGGGCGUCGCUCCUUACAAUAGAGAUUUUGAUGUGGCGCGUACGUGGAAGCUUGCCCUCUUUCAGGAAACCAUGCUCCUACUCAGAGUGGCUAAUUAUUUAUCUGCGACGUGGCAAUGCCAGCCUUCCUGGUGGCCUCACCUCGACCACCUCGGUAACUUUCCCCAGCUAUACGGUGUGCGGUGUGCUCGGUGAAAUAUCUUUGUGCACGUCCCCUCGUCAGGGGUUAAGAAAUGGAAAAGGGGGGACUGGUUGGCGGAAAGGCCGACGAUGGCCCUGUCUCACUCACCUUGGUCGGCUCCCUGCACACCGGUCAACAGACCCGUUUCGCCAUAUUAUCAUCGCUCUCGGGCCUGGUCCCAUGCGGUCAUUGGGCUUUCACCUUGCCCCCUGGUUUGUUUUUUCUCCAAGUUGCCCUUUUCGCAGGCAACGCAGUGGACGGCAGAGGGCAGUGCACCACCACCCUGGUCUCUUUUUGCAGCCCAAGCAUGUUGGGUGCCAAUGGCAAAUUCCCCGUUUACGAGCUCGAAAACUUGGGCACACCACACUCCUCGCCCUCGUGUUCGUGCACCGGCCUAGCCAAAUCAUUAAGGGGGUCAUCCCGGGAGGACCCUUGGAGAACAACGUCGCUCAUGAUUACAUGUCAAAGUCGACCAGGACGCGAAUUCCUUGUACCUGGCAAAAGAAAACAGGGUGGCUUGGAAAGAUCGAGGUGAAGGGAAAAGGAAGAAGAGAAAAGAAAAGAGACAUGAUAGUCUGCUGUGGAGGAAAGGAGCGCCUCAAGGGAUUGGCCUGGCGCUUGUGCUUGUCAGCCUUCAGGGUUCUCCGCCGGGCCGGCCAGGCGUGGCAAGUCAAGACUAGGCGGGUGCUAGUGUACGAUGCGAGAAAUGGAGGCGACAGGUGCCCAGGGAUUACAGAUACACCAAGCUACAACAGCCAUUCGAACCCUUGGGAUGCCCAAUAUACUCUUUUACCCGAUGCUUGUACACCAUUCGCACGCACGCACCUCACAGCACUACGCAGCAUAUGCUCGACGACUCAGAAGUCUCGUUUACCAGUAGGUAUCGAUUUUGGGCAUCUGGUUUGUUCCUCGUCAACCACCACCAGGUAUCGAGGCACCGUCGUCUUUAUUGAUCGAGGCCGACUUCCACACACCUCCCUCACCAGCCUCGCUCUAUACAGUGUCACAGUGUGUCCACCAGUUCGUCGAACUCAUCGGUCGAGAAGUCAUUCAUCCGUCGUCGAUGGACCACCUGCUUUGCGAGCCACUGCGACAUACAACUAACUGUACCAUAACAUAAGGUAGUAUCCGUACCCUCCGUAUGGACCGUUGGGAUCCAUGGCCAGGAGAAGAGAACAUGUCCGGAGCACAAGCUUCUGAUAUCCCCUUUUCACACACGCCCCUUUCUCCCUGCUCCCUGCACAAACGAGAUAGCGUCACACAGGCUGC
Messenger RNA from Colletotrichum navitas, 1626 nucleotides. RefSeq lists its product as uncharacterized. Bases 91 to 1461 code for a protein of 456 amino acids. NCBI's taxonomy places the organism in Eukaryota, Fungi, Ascomycota, Sordariomycetes, Glomerellales, Glomerellaceae. The transcript has 3 exons. The record is from RefSeq and is a predicted model, not a curated record.